AUGGAAAUCGAUCCGCAGCUGCAACGCCGAGACGGGGACCCUCAGCGGCCUUUUUCCACCCCGGGCCGACCGACGAUGAACACAGGCCCGGAGUACCCGGAGCCCCCAUCCCACGCACCCCUAAACCCCUACCAAAGCCGGGAUAUACAUGGUGAUGGGAAUGGGCACAGACAUGGUCUUGGGGAUACGCACCCGUCAUUUGAGAUGGGUCCAGACAACCAAUCCCCAGAGACACACGAUGCGCCCGGCGACGUCAAGCGCUCGCGCGCAUGCGAGCCCUGCCGACAGCUCAAAGUCCGCUGCGACCCAGAUCCGGCACACCCGGAAGGAUCAUGUAAGCGAUGCGCGAAAGCGCGACGGACGUGCAUUGUGACUGCGCCGACGCGCAAGCGGCAGAAAAAGACCGACACCCGGGUAGCGGAGUUAGAGCGGAAGAUCGAUGCUCUAACGGCUACGCUGCAGGCAUCGCAUUCAACUGGUACGCUGUUCCCUGGUGGAGCGGGACAACAAGCAUCGCCGCCUGCGCAGAAGACUGAGCAGCUGGCCAGUCGGAGGUGGUUGGGUGGGGAGUCGAAGAUGGCUGGGAGCAAGCGGCAACAUACCGGCGAAGUUAAGGAUCCAUCUGGACUGCUAGCGCCGCGGUAUUCCCGACCGGGUAGUCCCUCUGCCGAGCAGAUUCCUACUCAAUCGUCGAAGCAUUGGCGCAAACCUGUUUCUGGCGAUUCUGCGCCGCCGAAACAUGAUGCCGGGAAUGAGUUUGCUGAUAUGAUUGACCGGGGGCUUGUAGAUUACAAGACUGCAAACGCGGCGUUUGAGCGGUAUAUCCAUCAGAUGGCGCCAGAGAUACCCUUCGUUGUUUUCCCACCAGGCACUACGAUGGGGGAAGUUCGGCGCAAUAAACCUUAUUUGUUUCUUGCUAUCAUUGGCGCUGCUAUUGGCGUCUUCAAUCCGGAUGUUCAGCCUAUCCUCACGAAUGAGGCAUAUCGUCUGAUCGCUGAGCAAGUUGUUGUCAAAGGCCAAAAGUCGCUUGAAUUGGUUCAGACUCUAAUGGUCUGUUCUAUCUGGUAUCUACCACCAGAUAACUUCGAGGAGCUCAAGUUCUAUAGCUUGACCCACAUGGCUGUGAUCAUGGCAAUGGAUCUUGGAUUGAACCGCCGUAUUUCCGAAAAUAGACGGACCAUUAACAUGAUCCGCGAGCUGAUCAGUAAAAAGCAGACAGGCCCGACGUUUGAUCCAGAAGGACCGGAGGCAAGACGGACAUGGGUCGGGUGUUAUUACUUAUCUGUUCAGGUGUCGGCGGCUUUGAGAAGAGUUCACCUGGUCACCUGGCAGCCGUACAUGGACGAGUGCCUUGAGAUUCUAGAAAACCACCCGGAUGCCCUACCCUCCGACCGAAAAUUGACAUGGUGGGCAAAGCUGGGAUUGAUAAUGGAGGAGUCUGGGCAUCACUUCUCUUCGGAGGAUUCCGAACCCAUUUCCACUUUCGCGAAUAGCAAGUUGUGGUAUAAUAUGAAGGUGUUUGAGGAUCGAUUGGCACAGUGGAGAGAGGAGAUCCCGCGGGAUAUUUAUACUGGGCCGAUGGUUCACACAGAACAUGUCCUGAAUCUCUUUGUGCAUGGAUCUGCAAUGUGUGUGGACUUCAACACUGGCAACAACUCUCCACCUCAGGAUGAUUUACACAGAUCAUCAGUUGCUGCGGUCACUGAUGCGUUGACCACAGCCAUCCGCUGCAUUCAUGGGAGUAUAGAUGUCGUUUGCUCUAUUGAUAGUGACCGACUUAUAUCAUUACCUACGACGACAAUAGCCCGGACAACGUACCCUGUGGUCAGUUUGAUGAAAAUGUACUCACUGUUCAUGUCGCCGGACAUUCGACUCCGGAAGGUUCUCGAUGUGCAGAGUCUUAAAAUCGAUUAUUAUCUGGACAAAGUCAUCGCGCAUUACCGGACUGCCGCAGCGCGUGAUGGUGGCCGUGCAGCAGCGAAAUUUGGAAACAUAAUGGUCCUAUUACGAAAUUGGUUUAUCAAAAAGCGCGAUCAGGGAGAUCAUGGCCGGGAGUUGAAAGAGGUCUUUGCAAAUGAUGAGAAGACGUCUGUCCCGCAGACACACCGGAACCAUGAUACCAAGGGCACGGCAUCUGCCGAUCCAAGAACACAGAUGGCACCGGGCAUGACACCUCUUCAUUUCCUAAGCGAAGUAGCCAUGGGCGACCCAGCGCACCGAGCAAACAAUUCCAAGCCUCAACACUCAAUAACCGGGCAAUCUUAUUCCUCAAAUCACAGUCCGAGCUCAGCGGUCAAUCCAAUGACAACUUCAGACCUAUCUAGUUUCGGGCCAGACGCACCUCAAACUAGCUGGCCAUCUGGCGCAUCAUAUCCAACCACUCUCCCGGGCUCAGACUCGAACCAGAUCGAGACAAGAGGUUACUAUCAACCAUAUUCACCUGCCGAACUUACACAUAACUACCCCGAUCUACCGAGUGCUACUCAGGCUCAGGGAUACCAGGACAUGUCUACUGUGACCGGGAUGCAGCUUGCUCCUCCGAUGGGAAUGGCACCUGAGGUUGGUAUAGACCCCAAUUCUGGUGAAUCUUGGCUUAACUUAGGGAUGAUGGAUGAGGGGCUGUUUACAUUCCCCUUUGAUGGGAAUUUUGGGCUGUUUUAA
This is a messenger RNA of Penicillium griseofulvum, 2661 nucleotides long. RefSeq names its product putative C6 transcription factor (War1). Gene Ontology annotation, cellular component: nucleus. Gene Ontology annotation, molecular function: transcription cis-regulatory region binding; DNA-binding transcription factor activity, RNA polymerase II-specific; zinc ion binding. The record is from RefSeq and is a predicted model, not a curated record. Gene Ontology annotation, biological process: regulation of DNA-templated transcription; DNA-templated transcription. Bases 1 to 2661 code for a protein of 886 amino acids. The transcript has 3 exons. NCBI's taxonomy places the organism in Eukaryota, Fungi, Ascomycota, Eurotiomycetes, Eurotiales, Aspergillaceae.